Messenger RNA from Schizosaccharomyces cryophilus OY26, 1156 nucleotides. RefSeq lists its product as uncharacterized. The transcript has 2 exons. The coding region runs from base 322 to 1077 and encodes 251 amino acids. Lineage: Eukaryota; Fungi; Ascomycota; Schizosaccharomycetes; Schizosaccharomycetales; Schizosaccharomycetaceae. The record is from RefSeq and is a predicted model, not a curated record.
AGCCCCUAAAUUGAAACAAUGCGAAAAGGAACCUUGCUACUUGUCAUCGUUACUCCAGUCUUGACCGAAAAGUUGCGUAAGCGAUGCGAAAUUUUUUAGUAACUUUUGGACUCAACAUUAUUUAUUCUCUUCAUUCCUUACUUUUUUUUAUUUGUAAUUGAAGGUUUUAUGAAAUUCUCUGAAAAUUGAGCUUUGUCUGAGCCAAUUUCAUUUCCAUUUUGCCUUUUCUUUUUUGCGAUUGUGAGCAUUUGUAGAAUUUUUUCUUCAUUACGGAUCAAUAGCUUUUUUCACUCUGAUUUGCAAAGUCAAUUAUAUUUAGAAAUGGCCGAAGAGAAGAUGAAAUUGGAUUCAAGCGAUCCUCCUGCGCACAAUCAAUCGAAUGUUUACAAUGUUGAUUUAGAGAAGGGUCUUUGUUUGGAUACACAACAGGACAUCAACAAAUCGUCCUAUCCAUCUUCCUUCAAUUCUAACAAUAGCAAGAAAACGAUCGUGAAUAGAUUCCAAAACAGCUUGAUAAAGAAAAGCUAUGAUGAAGCGUUAAAACAAUUAUCCCACCGCUUUCCUGAUAAUCUUGUCUUGAAAAAUCGAAACUACCGUGAACCGUUAACAUCAUUCUUCUCGUUGAUGUGUACAUUAGCAAUUUCAUACAUUCUCAAACUUCUUUCUUGGCUGAAACAAGUAUAUUUGGAAGCUGGUUGCAGUUGGGCCCUUUUUGGACCUAUAGGCCUUAUGUUUAUGUUAUUCGCAAUCCUAAAUGGUUGUUUCUUUAACUUUCCUUUACUCACUGUCAGAAUAACAAGAACUUUUGCACACGUUAUAAUAGGUGUUUCAGUCGUAAUUGCAGUCUUAGUUGGAUGUGUCGGAGCUGCUGGAGUUUCUGUUGUUAGUCUUGUGUGCUGGGGAUUUUAUAACAUUCUUGUUUUUGGCCUUGGACUGAAACUUGAGCGCUCAGCUGAAAACAUUGGCUCGCCUACGCUGCCCAGACAUCAACAAAGGGACGACACAGUGGCACCUCUGUCGACGACGACCAGGAAUGAAGAAAUCGAGCGUCAGAACAAUCCUACCACUCAAAGUUAACACUACGUUGUUUACCUUUCUUAUUAUUAUUACUGUUAUUAAAAAUCGCAAUUGAAUACGAUUAUUUCAUUUCUUUUCA